Molecule: messenger RNA, 405 nt
Organism: Porites evermanni
Lineage: Eukaryota; Metazoa; Cnidaria; Anthozoa; Scleractinia; Poritidae
Source: the annotation of a GenBank genome assembly
AUGAUAUUCAGAGCUACCUGUUGGAAGCCAGAAAAUAACACAGAGGUUAAAAUCAAAGCGGCGUUUAUCAAUGAAAACGUCAAUAGUAACGAUAAUGUUGAUGACGAUUGUUGUAGCAAUUUUAAUAAUCAUAAACAUGAUCUUAAUAUGAUUCAUUUCAUAUAUUUCAAUUAAAUGAUAAUAAUAGUAAUAAUGAAUUUGAUGAUAUUUGAUAAUGAUGAUGCUGAUGAUAAUUAUGAUGAUGAUGAUGAUGAUGAUGAUGAUGAUGAUGAUGUUGAUGAUGAUGACGAUGACGAUGAUGGCUCUGACAAUGACAUCGACACACCGAAACAGCGACUUCAUAAUCUGGAGAAGACAAACUAUUUUGCAAAGCCUAUCAAGAAUAAUGAUAUCCAUUACUGCUAA